CACAAGUCUUCCGCACUAACGGAGACCAACGCACUCGAUGGCGCCGCCGAAGAACACCGAUGCACCCCCCGCGCCCGAGGCGGGCGUAGUCGCUAUCAAGCGAUCCAUUACCAUCAACGCGCCGAAAGAGAGGGUAUGGGAGAUCUUGACGGAUUUCUCGAAGUACAAUGAAUGGGAUCCAUUUGCCCGCGACAUGAUGCUGACCGACAAAUCCAAAAAGCCCCUCAACGACCAAACGCUCGCGCCGGGCAAGCACCUCAUCAUCUCCUUCUGCAUGCCGCCCUCCCUCACCGCGCAGCCCAAGCCCGCCUUCGAGCUCAUCACGCACGUCGACCACACCGCGCACCGCAUCGCCUGGCGCAACGUCGACAUGCCCGCGUGGCUCCUCUGGGGCGACCGCUGGCAGACGGUCGAGGACGACGGGAGCGGCGGCGCGCGGUACGAGUGCUACGAGGUCUUCGGCGGGCUGUUCGCGUACGUCGUGCGGUGGUUCAUGAAGGGCCACCUCGAGGAGGCGUUCGAGGCGCUCGGCAAGACGCUCAAGGAGCGCGCGGAGAACCCGAAGGCGGAGGUGUAGGGUGCCUUCGGUUGUGUAUUUUGGAUUCACGUAUACCCUAUGAUGCUUCGCGAUAAUUGAGUUAUCGUGAUAC
Gloeophyllum trabeum ATCC 11539 is the source of this 650-nucleotide messenger RNA. RefSeq lists its product as uncharacterized. NCBI's taxonomy places the organism in Eukaryota, Fungi, Basidiomycota, Agaricomycetes, Gloeophyllales, Gloeophyllaceae. The transcript is spliced from 3 exons. Bases 38 to 577 code for a protein of 179 amino acids. The record is from RefSeq and is a predicted model, not a curated record.